AUGAAUAACGAGCGUAACAGAAUCCAUAAAAAGAAAGAGACAAAUCUUAAGACAUUCACUGAAAUAGUUCUUAUUGUCUUGUUAGCUCAAAAAGGUUGGUCUUUUUAUAUUAAGAAGCCUCAUAAAAAAACAGAAGACACUUGUCAAUUUUUAUUAAUAUAUAAUGGAUUCAAAGAAUCAAGAAGUUUAUUCUUUCAAAAUAACCAAACAAUAUCUAGAGAAUCUAAGUCUAUAAUCACUAAAACUUUACUUGAUUGCUUAUUAAAAGAAAUACAAUAUAGUAAUUGUAGAUACCAUCUUGAAUUAAACAUCAAUACAACCAAAAAAUAUGGGAAAAAUUAUUUCCCUAAAAUAGACCAUAUUUUUAUUAUUGACUCUAGAAGAAGAAUUGAUAGUAAGAAAUUUCAAGUACUUUGUGAAGAACUUCAUUUGUUAAUUCAAGAAGAAUUAAAUAAAAGAACAAACUGUACAAAAUUUGACCAUAUUUUAUUUGAAGAAUUAAUAGAAAAACUAAAAAAUGAAAAUAUAAAAGAGAUUUGGAAAGAACUUAUUCAUUCAAUGAAUUAUUAA
This is a messenger RNA of Entamoeba nuttalli P19, 570 nucleotides long. RefSeq lists its product as hypothetical. The record is from RefSeq and is a predicted model, not a curated record. The transcript has a single exon. Bases 1 to 570 code for a protein of 189 amino acids. Lineage: Eukaryota; Evosea; Mastigamoebida; Endamoebidae.